AUGGCGAUCAGGCAUUGAGCUGGAUCGAUAUGGACAUUUGCAUACCGCAACAGCAGUGUUCGGUCAUUCAACCCUGAAGCCUCUGUCUCUCAACCUGCCCACACUCGCCUCGCGGCUGACCAGGUGGCUGACAGUGUCAGCAGUAGAAGGGCCUCCUGCGACUCGUCCCUGCCAGGCCGAGCCGACGCACUAAAGCCAGCCGGGCCCACUCAUCCUUUGACCUUUCAGCCUAGGUCAGGCUGGCCAGUCGGUCUGUAUGUCUGUAGGUAUAUAUGUGUAUGUCGGUCUGUCGGUCGGCUGCGCCUGCCGGCCGGACACCUGCAGCUGCGGCGGCCUUAUUAUGCUGGCGCAAUUUGCGAGCCACUUCGCGCGCUGCCCGACCGCCCGCUCCGAGCGCUCCGCCGACUGCACACUUGA
Molecule: messenger RNA, 417 nt
Organism: Protopolystoma xenopodis
Lineage: Eukaryota; Metazoa; Platyhelminthes; Monogenea; Polystomatidea; Polystomatidae
Source: the annotation of a GenBank genome assembly